AUGUCCUCCUCCUUCCGGUGUCGCCUCUUGAUCAUCACCUGCAUCGCGUUCUGCGUUGGUGCCGAGAUUUCACACGAUGAGUUCCCGGCGGCACGCGAGAAAAGAAGCGGAAAAGAUGCUGUGGUGGUGCUGAAGACGAUAUAUCUUCACAGUCCCGUAUCGCAGGCAUGGAUGGCCAACUCGGUUCGGCAAAGGGUGAAUAAGCUUGGAGGUGGCGGCGCCUUCGUUCGGGGCUUCAACAUGCGCGGCUUUUUCGCCGCCGAAAUCAUCGUCCGGAAUGGGGAUUAUCUUCUAUUUUUUCUAUUCCAAUUUUCCGACUACAUGGCGCCGUUGUUGGGCCGGAUGAUCGUGCAGCCAUCCAUCGAGAUCCGCCACCGAAAGGAAAUCACGCGCGUCUGGAUGUCGACCAUCGACGCGUUCAUGCUCGACCCCGGCGACAAGCAUUUGAAGAUGACAUUAAGUUUUGGCGCGCUGCACGGCUACCCGGACAACAAUGACAUGAUGUGCAUUAUGACGCGUGAUGCACGGCUCGACAUUCAACUCUUAAACGUCGUCGGCGUGCUGCCGCCGAAGCUCGAACCAAUUGUUGCUGGGCCCGCGACGCCGGCCCCGCAGGACAAACCCAAGAAAAAGAAGAAGAGCCGCCGUCGGCGUCGUCGUCGUGUUCAAGCGGCCCCAGCAUCGGAGCGUACCACCCGCAGCACGGCUAGCGUCACCGUGCCCGCGCCAAGUCUCGCUUAUCAAAGUCAAGUCGGAACGUCGUGCGGCCCAUCGGCGAUCACGUUGACGGCGACGACGCGUGAGUUGCCCACCGCAGAGGUGUACUCUGUUCAAAUGCUGGCGGCGAGCGCGCGUCUUGACCAGCUCGCCUUCGUCACCCCGGCCGAGCUGCAGCAGCCGAGACGGACGUCAAGCGCCGAGAUGGCCGUCCGCGAGCAGUCCAACUCGAACUUGGCGCAGCUGGGCGCCCGCGAUGACGACACUUGCCAAGACGUGAAGAGCAUCGACGAGUCGUCCCCAAGGACAAAGAAGCUGGUGCCGGCGGCAACGUCGACGCGGAAGAAGGAUGGGCCCGGAGGAGGAGGA
Messenger RNA from Mesorhabditis spiculigera, 1086 nucleotides. NCBI's taxonomy places the organism in Eukaryota, Metazoa, Nematoda, Chromadorea, Rhabditida, Rhabditidae. The record is from the annotation of a GenBank genome assembly.